GCAAUUCUCAUAACUCUUUUUACAACACCACCACUGCACCAACGACACCUGGAAAUACCCAAUUAUUCAAUUGCCUGACUAACACUAAAACCUAACCACGAAACAAUGUCAAAAACCAAAACCAAACAACGCCGCCGCGAAGCCAAGCGCGAACACCACAAGAAACUCGCGAAGCAAUCCUCCUCCUCAUCGCGACCGCAAAAGCCCACUCCCACACAGCAGUCCAAGAAGAACCCCGCUCCAAAAACCAAAGAAACACCCUCAGAAGCACCAACUGCGACAGCAAACCCAACAGCGACACCCAAACCCCACCACCACCACCACCACCACCACCAACCCUCUCAGCAAAACCACCCCAUCCCCUUCGACACCUACGACCGCAUCCUCCUCCUCGGCGACGGCGACUUCAGCUUCACGCACAGCCUGGCGAUCGCCCACGGCUGCGCCUCCGUCACAGGGACAAGCUUCGACUCCGCGGACGAAGUGCGCGAAAAAUACCCAACAUUUCCCCCCAUAGCUUCCGACCUCGCAGCCCUCACGCCCCCCGUGCCCCUCCACCACUCAGUCGACGCGACCAAAGUGUCCAGCUACAAGCACCUCGCGCGCGCAGAGGACGGCGAGGCCUGGGAUGUGGUUGGUUUCAUGUUCCCGCAUGUCGGCGGGAAGAGCACGGAUGUGAAUCGCCAGGUUAGGGCGAACCAGGCGCUGCUUGUCGGGUUCUUUAGGAGCGUGUUACAACUUCCGCCGGAGAACGCGUCGGGCGCUGCGAAGCAGACACAACACGCCGAGAAAGGGAAGGGGAAAGGCGACGCAGAUGGAAAGAAGAAGCGCAAGAGGGGCGGAGAGACGAAAGAGUUUCUGAGGAUGGGGGGCAAGGUCGUGGUGACGUUGUUUGAGGGCGAACCCUACACGCUGUGGAAUAUACGCGACCUCGCGCGGCACUGUGGGCUCAAGGUUGUGGAGAGCUGGCGGUUCGACUGGGCGCAGUAUCCGGGGUAUGGGCAUGUGAGGACGUUGGGGGCGAUUGAGGGGGGUGGCGGGUGGAAGGGGGAGGAGAGGGAGGCGAGGAUGUUUGUGUUUGAGAAGGUGGAGAUUGAGGAUAGUGAGGACGAGGGGAGGAGGAAGAAGAGGAAGGGGAAGGGGAAGAAGGGGGGUAAGGGGAGUGGGAGUGAGAGUGAGGGGGAUGAUUGA
Aaosphaeria arxii CBS 175.79 is the source of this 1191-nucleotide messenger RNA. RefSeq lists its product as uncharacterized. The transcript has 2 exons. Gene Ontology annotation, molecular function: rRNA (uridine-N3-)-methyltransferase activity. Gene Ontology annotation, cellular component: cytoplasm. The record is from RefSeq and is a predicted model, not a curated record. Gene Ontology annotation, biological process: rRNA base methylation. The coding region runs from base 106 to 1191 and encodes 361 amino acids. NCBI's taxonomy places the organism in Eukaryota, Fungi, Ascomycota, Dothideomycetes, Pleosporales.